Messenger RNA from Linum trigynum, 1291 nucleotides. The record is from the annotation of a GenBank genome assembly. Lineage: Eukaryota; Viridiplantae; Streptophyta; Magnoliopsida; Malpighiales; Linaceae.
UCACUCAUAUAACCCAAAGAAAAAUUGAGCAACAACAUUACAUAUAUGAGUGGAAACAACUGAGUUAAAGUUCAGUAAAAUUUACUAGUCUGAUUAAAAGAAGAAAAACCCCCCAAUAAAUAAAAUCUGGAAGUAAAGAAAAGGUAACUAAAACUAAAUUAACAAAAAAAAUAAAAAUAAACCAAAAGCUCUCCCAGGAGAUAUGAUUCUGGAUGGAUGUAGCAGCAGGCAUAUUACUAAACAACACUUUUUUAAAAUUACAAUUUUUACUGCUAAGGCUGCUUUUCUUGUAAUUUUGACAUCUUUUAAAAAUUGACUUUGAAGAUCAACCAAAAAAAUACAAAAAUAGAGGGGGUAAAAAAAUAGAUUCUGCAAAGAAGAAGGAAAAAAGAAUAGGGCAUGAUAAAAAUGGGGGUAUGAGAUGAGCACUCCAUUAAUCGCCCAUCUCUUCCCUCCAUUCCCUACUGGAGAGAGGAGAGGAAUCUUCCUUGGCUGACGUGUCAAGCAGUGAUCAUGUCGUCUCGCUUGUCAGCCACGUCAGCGAGUCUCUUCCACGUCAUCUCCCGCUGCUCUUCCACUUCCUGCGCCCUCGACUCCUUCUCCUCGUACUGCCUCUGGCAUUCCUCGAACAACUCGGCGUCCAUCUCCAGGAACAUCUUCCGGACGUUAACUGUCAACCCGUGGACUGCCUGGUUCCAAUGUGUCUGGAUGUUCUUCUCCAAUGCAUCGAAGAGGAUCGGUAGUACCACGCCUCGAUUCUGUGCGAUUAGCCCCACAAUGUGCUCGUUGUUCCACAAGAACAGUGCUCUCUCUGCGACCUGGAGAAAACAGAUUUCAGCUCUCUGUAUAGAACAUUUCGAUUUUCGUCGAUAUAAAGUUAAUCAUCAUCACAAAGAACAACCAAGAGAAGAGAUCUCAGGAAUAGAUAAAAGAAGACCACCUACUGAGUGGCACGAACCAGAACUCUACUGACUAGUCUAAUACAUAGGAGUUGCAGGUUUACAACCAAGAACUCGAUCCUUGGCUUGGCAAACACACUUCUUCACUUUUACUAGAACUUUAGAAAUAAGUUACUGGAAAGGUGAAAUCUUUACGCAAUUAACGUUUGUCACCAAAGGAUCCGUUGGAUACUUUCAAUGACUGCAGAAUUUUUAUGAACCUAAACACAAUGGCAAGCUCAUGGCGACAGUAAACAUUACAACCAGUUGCCAUUUGUAGGAACUCACAAUAUUCACCAUCUAAUCAAGUCACAACACAUUCAUAACUGGGAAAAUAUAGAAGAGCAAAAGGC